UUCUUGAUUGUUACGCUACUGGAGAUAAUGCUGAGCAUUAUACAUAAUUUACCAAAAGAUAAAAACAGAAUACAGCAUAUCGCAAGUGUUUGUCAGCUAGCUUGAGUGGUAUAUCAUUAUUUCAGACACAAACAAAUAUUCUGGACGAUGCGAUUAAAUGUUAUAAGGACAAAUUCACAUUUUAAAAAGCUUACCUUGAAGUGAAUCUACUGAAGACGGUGUAUUACGUGUAAGAUUGAGAUUCUAAACUUCACGAAAAUAACUUUUAAAACAAAAUAGUGAAAGAAUCAACAAAAAUGUUAUAAAAACCAUGGAAGAAGAUUACGUUAAAGAAAUCUUUGUUUUUAAAUUUCCGACAUGCACUACAGCCCAGGAGUACAAACUGGAGAUUUCAUUGCAAAUUCCUUAUCAAGGAUCGAUAAAGGAACUUGUGCAUCGUACCAUGUUAGCAUUUAAAUUGCCUUGUUAUAUUGAAAAUGACUUGUUCGAAUCCAUUGAAAGUGCUGUCAAACAAUUGACAAUGAAAUUCCAUGAUGAAAAGUCAGAAAAAUGCAUUGAUGCUGCAGUCCAGGGCGAUUUGGAUGUCGAAGAUAUUAUUAAGAAUUGGGAGAAAAUGUACAAACAAAAAACAGUGGAAUAUGCUGAGCCCCUAGGAACAACAGAUGAAGAGUUAUUUGCAGCUGCUUAUCAUAGAUUAGUGCAUUCACCGUCGUUGGAACCUAUUUUACAGACUGAGCAUAAAUACGGAAAAGAUGUGACAGAAGUCAUUCAGAUGAGGGAUGCUGCUCAGGAGCAGUUGACUCGCAAGCAGACGGAAGAGAUGCGUCUGGCUGUGGAAACCUUGGAAACUGGAUCAACAGAAAAGUCAAUAAGUGAAAUGGCUGGUAGGCAUUUUGAAGAGAUGAGCUUAUUGCAAGGCCACUGGGGAUCUAGAGUUGAUGCUUUGAAACUUGAACAGAGAAGACAAUAUCGAAAUUGGAUUAUGAGAUUGUUGGAAGAACAGCAGACGAGUAUGCUGUCUAGUCCAGUAGAGUCGCCUAUGGUGCCCGUUUCGACUAUUCGUCCUGGGCUGGAGAAUUUCGUGAGAAGUGAUGAAAAAAGUUCUACUGAUUUUCCGCAAUUAGAAGAAAGUUUCACGAUACAUUUAGGAUCUCAAAUGAAACAGAUGCAUAAUAUUCGUAUACUAACUGGGGAUGUUUUGGACUUUUGUAGAACUAAACGCGGCGACAGUGGCAUCGAUCCGACACCACAACGACUACAAACUGCCCUAGGAUUAUAUUCAAAUGAUUUAUGUGGAGUGGUACUUUUAAGUGACAGCAACUUGGGAAGCUUCUCUGGAAUUACUAGAGAAUUAUGUUCUAUAUGUCAGCUUACAACAGAAUUUCACUUUCCACCCAUUGAUGAUCAGUUGGAAAAAAUACGAGAUGACGUGAAAGAUGCAGUUGCCUGGAGGCAAGCUCAUCAAAAGGAAGACCAUGAUUCUCAGGUGAAAAAAUCCUCAAGCAAGGUGCUUCAAACAGGUGAUGUGUUUAUCACUCGACACUCGAAUCUAGCACAAGUUCACGUCGUAUUUCACAUGGUCGUAAAUGACUCCUUGAGAUCUGGUGAUAUCAAUUCAAGACAUCCUGCUAUUUUAGGAUUGAGAAAUAUUUUAAAAAAUGCUUGUUGUAAUGAUGUGACCACACUCACAAUUCCAGUAUUACUAGUGCACGAAAUGACAGAGGAUAUGACAGUCGCAUGGUGCACAAAAAGAGCAGAAUUAGUCUUUAAAUGCGUAAAAGGAUUUAUGAUAGAAAUGGCUUCAUGGGGAGGAGCUGAACUAAAGAAUUUGCAAUUUCUAGUACCUAAGGGAAUGUCAGAUGAUGUAUUUGGUACUUUGGCUACUAUGCUUCCCAGUAUAUUUCGUGUAUCGAAUCCUCUGGUUUUCAAGGCAACAAGUACUCCACAAACACCGAAAAAGUAAAUGGAAAGUUUUGAAUUUAUCGUAAGUCAUUAAAAUACAAUGUUGCAUAUUAUGUACUACCUUUUAUAGAACUCACAAUAAAAUUUUAAACACAUAAAA
Messenger RNA from Belonocnema kinseyi, 2062 nucleotides. RefSeq names its product protein C12orf4 homolog. The transcript is spliced from 10 exons. The record is from RefSeq and is a predicted model, not a curated record. Gene Ontology annotation, cellular component: cytoplasm. Bases 311 to 1963 code for a protein of 550 amino acids. Lineage: Eukaryota; Metazoa; Arthropoda; Insecta; Hymenoptera; Cynipidae.